CGUUUCCAGUGCAGUCCGUGCUCGCGCUGCUCAGAUCGAAGCUGCUCGCGUUGUGAACGCAUUCCUGUCGCGCCACGGAACGGGAUAUUUCAGCGAGUUUGGGAAUUUAACUAUGACUAGGACAUGCCAUCCAAGGAUCACUCGAACGUGAGCCCAGGACGAGGAAUUGAGGUUGAUGUUGGAGUGGAUGACUGUUGUGUGAGAAGGCAAGGAAGCAUUGAAUCGAUAAGGCUUGUCCUGCCUUCCUUUCUUAUUUGUUGAGUUCGUUUAAAAGUCCCAAAUUGAAGACUAAUAGCGUGGACCACCACAUCUUUCACUUGUGAGGACCAGCGCAAAUAUGUGGCCUCAGCAGGGGCCGCAAUGCAUUAUUAGCCCAAGGACUGUAAUGCUCCUUGGGCUGCUGACAAUCUGCAUUUCCCCCCACCUUUCUGGAGGAGCACCGGAGCCAUUUAAGUCCUUCUUGCCCCCUGACUGGGGUCUGACGCAUUUAGCCAUCCAUAACAAGACAGGAGAUGUUUAUGUUGGCGCGGUAAACUGGAUCUACAAGCUCUCUAGCAACUUGACCAAGUUGAGGAGUCAUGAGACGGGUCCGGUAGUGGACAACGAGAAAUGCUAUCCACCUCCGAGUGUACAGUUAUGCCCCCAUGACCUUUCCCCAAAUAGUAAUGUGAACAAACUGCUGCUAAUAGACUAUCCCCAAAACAGACUCAUUGCUUGUGGAAGCACCUCGCAAGGCAUCUGUCAGUUUCUGCGCCUGGAUAACCUUUUCAAGCUUGGCGAGCCACAACACCGUAAGGAACACUACCUCUCCAGCGUCGUUGAGUCGGGAACCAUGUCCGGCGUCAUCAUCUCUGAGGGUCAUGUCAGCAAGCUUUUCAUUGGGACGCCCAUCGAUGGGAAAUCGGAGUACUUCCCAACACUUUCCAGCCGUAAGUUGAUGGCCAAUGAAGAGGAUGCUGACAUGUUCAGCUUUGUCCACCAGGACGAGUUUGUCUCGUCGCAGCUGAAGAUCCCCUCGGAUACACUGUCCAAAUUCCCGGCGUUUGACAUCUACUACAUAUACAGCUUUAGCAGUGAGCAGUUUGUCUACUACUUGACCUUGCAGCUGGAUACCCAACUAACUUCUCCUGAUGCCAGCGGGGAACAGUUCUUCACUUCUAAGAUCGUCCGACUCUGUAUCGAUGAUCCCAGGUUCUAUUCCUACGUGGAGUUCCCAAUUGGAUGCACCAAAGAUGGCGUAGAGUAUCGACUGAUUCAGGACGCCUACUUGAGCAAACCCGGAAGGCAACUUGCCAACUCUUUGGGAGUGUCUGAGCAAGAGGACAUAUUGUUUACAGUCUUCUCCCAAGGCCAGAAGAACCGAGCCAAACCCCCAAAAGAGUCAGCACUCUGCCUGUUCACGCUAACCAAAAUAAAGGAGAAGAUCAAGGAAAGGAUUCAAUCGUGCUAUAGAGGAGAGGGCAGGCUGUCUUUGCCCUGGCUUCUCAACAAGGAGCUACCAUGCAUCAACUCGCCUCUCCAGAUCGAUGAUAACUUCUGCGGGCAGGAUUUUAACCAGCCUCUAGGGGGCACCAGCACCAUCGAGGGCAUUCCCCUCUUCAUCGACAAAGAUGACGGAAUGACUUCAGUCGCUGCGUACGAUUACCGCGGGAACACGGUGGUCUUCGCAGGAACGCGCAACGGACGGAUGAAGAAGGUACGAGGCGAGGCGUGCAGCUCUAUUUGA
Molecule: messenger RNA, 1726 nt
Organism: Rhinichthys klamathensis goyatoka
Lineage: Eukaryota; Metazoa; Chordata; Actinopteri; Cypriniformes; Leuciscidae
Product: plexin-A1-like
Exons: 3
Coding region: 338-1726 (462 amino acids)
Biological process (GO): negative regulation of cell adhesion; positive regulation of axonogenesis; regulation of cell shape
Cellular component (GO): semaphorin receptor complex
Molecular function (GO): protein binding; semaphorin receptor activity
Source: RefSeq, a predicted model, not a curated record